This is a messenger RNA of Lolium perenne, 3699 nucleotides long. The record is from RefSeq and is a predicted model, not a curated record. Lineage: Eukaryota; Viridiplantae; Streptophyta; Magnoliopsida; Poales; Poaceae.
AUGCCUCAGAGACCGUUGAUGCCCCAGCAUUCUGCCAUACCUCAAGCUCAGCCUCAGAACGCUGCCAGGAAACAAAAGAGUAAGAAGAAGAAGACGGCGCCGCCCCCGAUGGCCCAGGGAGGGGCGGUUAUCGCCGCUGGUGCUCAGUCUCUAGGCCAGCCUUCCUCGCAGCAGCAGGGUUAUGUGUCUCAGGGUUCGAUGGCUCCGAUGCAGGGUCAUCAUCACAUGUACCAGUUCCCCUAUAUUCCGUCUGGGUAUGAGCAGCAAGGACAGUUCUCUUCACAGUUUCAGCAGUCUGUUCAGUCUCAGCCAGGGCAGGGUGUGUAUGUGCCGCCACAUCAGCCAUCAGUGCCUCAGUUAUCUUUGGUUCAGCAACCACAGUCUAUGGCGCCUCAUAUGGGGGCGAUUGUGCAGGCGGCGGAGGUUGUCAAACCAGCUGGUAAGUCCAAAAAGAGUGUAAGGUGUUGGAAAUGUGCUGAUAAUUCGCAUGCUGUGAAGGACUGCAAGGUGGAUCAUUACUGUUAUAUUUGUGAUAAGAAGGCCCAUCCCACUGCUCGUUGCCCUGUUCUUAAGUUGCCGCGACCGUCCGUCUUUGUUUUUGGGUCUGGCCUUCUGGAGACUUAUUUUACUGCUUUUCCGGACUCAGUGGUUAAUGAUGAUCUCGCCCCGACUCAGUCGCCUAUUGCUCUUGUGGUGGUUACUGGUGAUGUGGUGCCUGCAGAUGUGAUCGCUAAGCAGGUGGCUCGCCGGUGUUCUGACCAUCCCAAUUGGAAGUGGGAGGCGGUUCCUCACAGUGAUAUGCAGUUCUUGGUUUCAGUUCCCUCCUUCGAUGAUCUUGACAGACUUGAUGGCAUUCAGGUGGGGGUGCCUUCCUUCAGCUCCUCUAUCUCGAUAUCUGCUUGGCGGUCAGCAGAGGUUCCUCACAAGGCUGAACUCGAGAAGGUGUGGCUGCACGUGGAUGGAGUGCCUCAUACGCUGCGACACUUUCUGGGUUUGUGGGCUGUUGGUUCUCUUGUUGGGAAGACUGUUGAUGUGGAUCUUGUUAGUCUGAGACGCAGGGCAGUGGUGCGUAUUCAGGUGGCCAUGCUUCAGGCUGGGGUUCUAGGGGACCCUUCUGAUGAGGCACGCCCGAUAGCUAAAGCUGAUGCUGUGGUUAAGUUUAAGGCUUUUGAGUUCCGCUUCCGUCGAGAGCCUGCAGAUUAUAUUCUGGAGCCGGAUUUUGUUCCUUUGGUUUGGGUUAAGAGAGAUGAUCCUGACGAGGGUGAUGAGGGUGCUACAGAUGGUGGGGAUGAUUCUAUGGAUACCUCUGAGCCGAGAGUGGGGCCUUCAGCUUCUGGGACUUCACAGGUUCAGCAGGGAGGAUCUAGCUCUUCAGCGCCUGGGGUUACUCAUGCUAUGGCACCUGUAUUUGCGGUCACGCCUUUUAAUCCUAACCCGCAGAUGCCACAUGCUAUUGAGGCAGUGAAGAGGCUGCGGGCAGUUAGUCCGUCUUUGGAGGCUCAGUCUGUUGCAGCGGCUAUUCCUCGCGUGUCGGCGGAUGAUUUGCGUAUGGCGCUAGAUGCAGUAUCUUCUGUUUCUUCUUUGUCUCCUGUGAUUGUCGUGGACCAUUCUUGCUCGGACAGGCCAGCCAGAGGGAGGGUGUGUACUCUCGCCCGUACUACUCCUGCGGCGGCGAGGCGGGCUGCGGCUGCCACGGCCGUACACGCGGGUGCGCUUUCUGGGGAGGAUGCGGCUGUUAGUUCGGGUGCGGGAGAGGUGGUGCCGCGAGGGGGGUCUUCUUCACCCUUACCACCUCGGACAUCCUCGCUCUCACCUAGCCGACGGGAGGCCGAGGCGCCUACGUCUCCUACGUUCGUUGCUGGUGGGGGCUCUACACCGUCCACGCCCCUACAGCCAGCUCCUACUUCCGCGGGUGCUACGGCUGCCCGGUCGGCCAGCACUCCUCCAGCUGCUGCGGUGGGACAGCCGGCGCUGCCUAGGGCGGCCACGGGCAUGGCCGACGCCAUGGUGCUUCCGGCCCCUGCUGUGGGUGCUGUGAGCCUCCCUCGGGUGGAGCCUGCUAGGGGAGGGUCUUCUUCGUCUAUCACCUCCCCUAGGGCUGCCACUGCUACGCGGGCCUCGGGCGCCUCGGCGGUGCCAAUUCGCCGAAGUUCCCGCCAUGGGGUCGGCACCGAUGGGGCGAUGACGACGGAUGAAGACUCCAUGGCAAGAGCCAUGCGUCGCAAGGCGGAGUCAAACCUUGACUUCUCAGUAUCAGUACGGGUUCUUCCUCGGAUUGAAGCUUUGUCAGAUCACGCCCCAAUUCUGUUGUCUACUGGUACACCCUUGCCGUCACGUAAACGUUCGUUCAAAUUUGAACUUGGAUGGCUUAAUCGUGAUGGCUUUUCGAAUAUGGUUAAAUCUAUCUGGGACAAACCCGUCGCUGGGAACACCCCAAUCCAAAGGUGGAAUAAUAAAUUACGCUCCAUGCGUAGAUACCUUGGAGGGUGGGCUAGGCAAAUGUCGGGGCAGCUCAAAAAAGAGAAACUCACUCUAUCAUCAGAUAUUGAUGCAUUAGAGGCUCUUGCUGAAGUACGUCCACUGACAACACAUGAGAUUGAACUUAAAAGUCAGUACAAUGCUAAGUUGGUAGGCUUACUUCGUGAGGAGGAACUCAAAUGGUACCAGAGAUCUAAAUCCCAGUUCUUGUUAGAAGGAGAUUCGAAUACGAGAUACUUUCAUAGUGUUGCCAAUGGUCGACAUAGAAAGAAACUCAUUCACUCUCUGGUUCAAGAUGAGGGGCUGAUCGAAGGUCGGGAGCAAUUAAAGUCCUAUAUUACUUCUUACUAUAAAGGCCUUUUUGGUGCCCCGGAGGAUUCAGAUGUAUCCAUGGAUGAAUCCAGGAUUGAUGAUAUUCCCCAAGUGUCUCCUGAAGAAAACGCCAUUCUUACCGCCCCUUAUUCCGAGGAGGAGAUAAGAAAAGCGGUAUUUCAAAUGGAACACAACAAGGCGCCAGGGCCCGAUGGUUUCCCGGCUGAGUUCUACCAAACCUUUUGGGACAUUAUCAAGCUGGACCUAUUGGACCUAUUUGCCGAAUUACAUAAUGGCCAACUGGAUAUGUUCCGUAUCAAUUUUGGUGAAAUUAUUCUUUUACCAAAAGUUACUGACGCUGAACAGAUCCAGCAAUACAGACCAAUAUGCCUUCUAAAUGUUUGUUUCAAGAUUUUCACAAAAGUUGCUACCAUUCGACUCAAUUCAGUGGCAGAUAAAGUGGUGCGUCCUUCUCAGACCGCUUUUAUGCAAGGUAGAAACAUCCUAAAUGGGGUGGUCACCUUACAUGAAACAAUUCAUGAGAUGCACCGCAAAAAGUUGAACGGGGUAAUACUCAAGAUCGACUUUGAAAAAGCCUACGAUAAAGUCAAGUGGUCCUUUCUUCAACAGACCCUUAGGAUGAAAGGUUUUUCUGACGAUUGGCGUGCUCUUAUUAAUAACUUUGUUUUUGGUGGGAGUGUUGCCAUUAAGGUCAAUGAUGACAUUGGCAAAUACUUCCAGACCAAAAAAGGGUUGAGAAAAGACCUCAGAAGGAAAAAGAAGAUUGCAAUCAGGUCCUUCUCUAUCCCCACCGGCGAGCAAGAGACCAGAGAGCCGCCGUCGGGCUUCAAGGCGGGGACGGCACCACUUGCAUUGAAGUCGACAAUGAACGCGACCUCCAAUCUCUGA